GGUCCCCGCCGAACAGCCGCCGCCGCCACAGAGGUGCCCGGGCCCUCCCCGGCCGCAGCAGUCACCGCCGAGCCGGCUGCGCCGCGUGAGCGCGAGGAGGAGGCGGCCAGCGCCGCACGGAGCAGAGGAGGAGAAAGGGUGCGCAGCCCGGAGGCGGGGUGCGCCGGUGGGGUGCAGCGGAAGAGGGGGCCGGGGGGGGGGGGACUUCGUAGCAGUCAUCCUUUUUAGGAAAAAGAGGGGGGGCAAACCCUCCCCCACCUUCUUCUCCCGGAGCGCACCACACACAGCGCGCGGGCUGCUCGCUCGGCACCGGCCGCCCCAGCGCGUCCCUGCCUGCAUUUAUCAAGCUGCUUUGCCCCCCCAUUUUUCGGAAAACACAUUGGCCUUUCGGAGUUUAAUCAGAAGAGGAUUCUCGUCCCCGUUCCCCCACGUUCUUCCAUCGUCCCCCUCGCGUGUCUCUCUGCGGUGGAGGGCUGAAGCAAUCCAGUGGAUACCGAUCCAUGCCUGCGCUCGAGCGUGUGUGUGCGAGUGCAAAUUGCCGAGAAGACGGGGAAAUCACAGGACUUCUGCAAAUGCUGGACUGGACAUUGUAAUUCAUCUGCCGCCACCACUGCCUUUUUGGCCCUGCUGUCGUGCUCUUGAGAUCUCCGGUAGGGAUUCCAACGGGUUGACAUUUUCAGAGAAGCCAAGUGUGGGGACGCAAUCUGGAAACCCUCCUGAUUUUUACUCCACCUAGCCACCCCACCCCGCCAACUCCUGAUUCAUUGCAAGUUUCAAAGAAGCUUAUACAAGGAGACUUCUGAAGAUCGUUGGUGUCGUUGCCUUAUGUAUUUGUUUGGGUUUUACAAAAAAAAGGGGGGAAACUUGACAGAAGACCAUGCCGCCCUUAAAAUAUACAGUAAGUUUUUUUGCACAGGAAUUUGGUUUAAUGUAACUUUCAACGGACGCAUUUGAAUUUUUUUUUUACUUUAAAUGCAUUCGAGCAAAUUUAAUUUCCAGACAGUUCAAUACAUUCUCUUUAGCGUGUAACUUGUAGCGGAUAUGCCCUUCCUCCCCUGAGUAUACAAAGGAGAACACACCUGAUUUUAACUUGCUAGGUUGUCCCGCCCCCCCCCCCCUCACCUUUCAGCAUUGCGGAGGAUGUAGACUGAUAUUAACAAAGCUUAAUAAAUAAUGUGCCUCAUGAAAUAAAGAGCCGAAAGGAAUUUGAAUAAAAAUUUCCUGCAUCUCAUGCCAAGAGGGAAACACCAGAAUCAAGUGUUCCGCGUGACUGAAGACACCCCUUCGUCCAAGAAUGCAAAAGCACAUCCAAUAGAACUGGAUUAUAACUAUUCUUCCUUCCUUCCUUCCUUUCUUUCUUUCCUUUUGGGGCUUGUGGGGCGGGAGUCGGGACCAGAAGUGCUGUUGGUACCUGCAGCUUUUUUCGGGGGAGGAUGGCGCAAGCCGGGAGAACAGGGUAUGAUAACCGGGAGAUCGUCAUGAAGUACAUCCAUUAUAAGCUGUCACAGAGGGGCUACGAGUGGGAUGCGGGAGAUGCGGACGCCGCGCCCCUGGGGGCCGCCUCCACCCCUGGCAUCUUCUCCUUCCAGCCUGAGAGCAACCCAACGCCCGCUGUGCACCGGGACACGGCUGCCAGGAUGUCGCCACUACGGCCCAUAGUCGCCACGGCUGGACCUGCGCUCAGCCCGGUGCCACCUGUGGUCCACCUGACCCUCCGCCGGGCUGGGGAUGACUUCUCCCGUCGCUAUCGUCGCGACUUCGCGGAGAUGUCCAGUCAGCUGCACCUGACACCCUUCACCGCGAGGGGACGCUUUGCCACGGUGGUGGAAGAACUCUUCAGGGAUGGGGUGAACUGGGGGAGGAUUGUGGCCUUCUUUGAGUUCGGUGGGGUCAUGUGUGUGGAGAGCGUCAACAGGGAGAUGUCACCCCUGGUGGACAACAUCGCCCUGUGGAUGACUGAGUACCUGAACCGGCAUCUGCACACCUGGAUCCAGGAUAACGGAGGCUGGGACGCCUUUGUGGAACUGUACGGCCCCAGCAUGCGGCCUCUGUUUGAUUUCUCCUGGCUAUCUCUGAAGACCCUGCUCAGCCUGGCCCUGGUGGGGGCCUGCAUCACUCUGGGUGCCUACCUGGGCCACAAGUGAGGUCUGCAGACCUGCCCAAAACAAAUAUGCAAAAGGUUCACUAAAGCAGUAGAAACAAUAUGCAUUAUCAACGAUGUACCAUGAAACAAAGUUGUGAUCUUUUUUUUUAAAAGCUGAAUACACACACACACACACACACACACACACACACACACACAUUCAGGCAAACGGUCGAAUCAGCUAUUUACUGCCAAAGGGAAAUAUCAUUUAUUUUUUACAUUAUUUAGAAAAAAAAGAUUUAUUUAUUUAAGACAGUUCCAUUGAAACUCCAGGCUUUGGAACCCUACCAGGAAUUGCCAAGCACCAAUUUGUUGGCUCCACCUGCUGGCCUGUGCCUCUGGACAACAAUCUGUUUUCCAUAUUGACCAGACUGGCCCACCAUCUAAAGAACAAAUGGCCCAGGACCCUACUGCUGGGGAAGCCUGUAGUAUGGCUGCUGGAAGAUGGGGAGAAGACUCCAUGUGAUCUGUAUAAACUGACCAUGGGGUCUAGGAUCUUGUAGGGGCCAGAUGCCUAAAAGGAAGUCUGGUCUUCCUUGGGUGGAGAGGGACUUUGUAUAUGACUCACAUGGUACAUGCCCAGCCAGAGGACAAAGGCUGGGGACUUCAGAUGGACUUGGUACCCAUUGAGAUGUCCCCCACUGAAAGUGAUGGGAAAAUGCCCUUAAACUAUAGGAAAUUAUUUUUUUAAGCUACCAAUUGUGCCGAGAAGCAUUUUAACAGUUUAUACAAUAUCAUCCAGUACCUUAAUCCCUGAUUGUAGAUAUUCAUAUAUUUUGGAUACAACCACCCCUCUCCAAUACUCACUCUGAGUAGGAAACAGAAGCUUCUAGAUUCGAGGAAGUGGACGUGUGGUGACUUCUUCAGCAUCAGGAAGAAUGGGGUCACCAAGAACGUCAGGCGGCCACAAGUGCCUGCUUUUAGGAGAGCAACAUCUGCAGAGUCUACCCUGUGGCCCAGUGAGGCCUCGGCCUGGCUGAGCCUUGGCCCUUAACAGCCUCUGCACAGGGGUUGGAACAGAGCCGUCGGUCUCUGAGUGUCUGGAAGCUGACAGAGCUCAAGAUUGCACAGUAAGAAAGAGCAAUCAUGAGACUCACUUCCUGGGACAUGCUUCAUCCGGAGUGAGAGCUCCAGGACUCUUCCUAAGACAUUUGCCUCUGUAGAGAGGAGAAGGCUCGGUGCCUGUCCCGCAAGAGGGCGCGGUGAGGGCAGGGACAUCACCACACCAGAAAAGAAGCCUGUGCCCUUCAGGCAGCCACAAGUACUUAUUAGCAGUGGUCUGCCAUGUUUAAGGAAAGGCUUUACAUUACUUUGGGGAGAGUCAUAAAUCCUACAGGAAGCACUGAAGCGAGAUCGAGGGUUCAAUGACCUGUGUCUAUGGAAUUACAUGGAAAACAUUAUCUUGUCAUUGUCGUUUGGUCUUAUUUGGAAAUCUGACAGAGGAAGAGGGGGAAAAAGGGUUUCAGGUAUGUAUGGAAUGUAGAAGUUAUCUGUACAUCCUGAGGCAAAAAAAAAAAAAAAAAA
Messenger RNA from Onychomys torridus (southern grasshopper mouse), 3667 nucleotides. It is a transcript of the gene Bcl2, whose product is annotated as BCL2 apoptosis regulator. Gene Ontology annotation, molecular function: protein heterodimerization activity; protein homodimerization activity. The record is from RefSeq and is a predicted model, not a curated record. Gene Ontology annotation, cellular component: mitochondrial outer membrane. The transcript is spliced from 2 exons. Lineage: Eukaryota; Metazoa; Chordata; Mammalia; Rodentia; Cricetidae. Bases 1434 to 2144 code for a protein of 236 amino acids. Gene Ontology annotation, biological process: negative regulation of intrinsic apoptotic signaling pathway; intrinsic apoptotic signaling pathway in response to DNA damage; extrinsic apoptotic signaling pathway in absence of ligand.